This is a messenger RNA of Chaetura pelagica (chimney swift), 747 nucleotides long. It is a transcript of the gene PTGES3, whose product is annotated as prostaglandin E synthase 3 (cytosolic). NCBI's taxonomy places the organism in Eukaryota, Metazoa, Chordata, Aves, Apodiformes, Apodidae. Gene Ontology annotation, biological process: prostaglandin biosynthetic process; telomere maintenance via telomerase; telomerase holoenzyme complex assembly. Gene Ontology annotation, molecular function: Hsp90 protein binding; protein-folding chaperone binding; prostaglandin-E synthase activity. Bases 1 to 534 code for a protein of 177 amino acids. The record is from RefSeq and is a predicted model, not a curated record. The transcript has 8 exons. Gene Ontology annotation, cellular component: cytosol; nucleus.
AUGCGGACGUGCCGCGGGCUGGGCCGGAGCUGCCAGGAGCGCUGGAGGCAGCCCAGCCCCGCCUCCGCCAAGUGGUACGACCGCAGGGACUACGUCUUCGUCGAGUUCUGCGUUGAGGACAGUAAAGACGUUCAUGUAAAUUUUGAAAAAUCCAAACUGUCAUUCAGUUGUCUUGGAGGAAGUGAUAACUUUAAACAUUUAAAUGAAAUCGACCUUUUUAAUAAUAUUGAUCCAAACGAGUCAAAGCAUAAAAGAACAGACAGAUCCAUCCUCUGCUGUUUACGAAAAGGCGAAUCGGGGCAGGCGUGGCCACGGUUAACGAAAGAGCGGGCGAAGCUCAACUGGCUCAGCGUGGACUUCAACAACUGGAAAGACUGGGAGGACGAUUCAGAUGAGGACAUGUCCAACUUUGAUCGCUUUUCCGAGAUGAUGAACAACAUGGGUGGUGAUGACGAUGUAGACUUGCCAGAAGUAGACGGGGCAGAUGAUGACUCACCAGACAGUGAUGAUGAAAAAAUGCCAGAUCUGGAGUAAGGAAAACGUCUUCAGGGUUUGGGGAAAUAACUUGUUCAUCACCACAUUUCAUAAUCGCGAUAAGAAUUCCUGAGUUGAUAGAGCCCUCCAGGGAGAUCCCGCCUCCCUUUCCCCAUUUUCAGUCCGUGUCCAAUGGGAGGUGUGUGCCGGGCGGGGUGGGUGCAGCCCCCAGAGGCAAUAACGUUCUGCAUGAACCAUUUUCCAGACUUCCAA